This is a messenger RNA of Drosophila melanogaster (fruit fly), 3096 nucleotides long. It is a transcript of the gene meso18E, whose product is annotated as meso18E. The transcript has 5 exons. The coding region runs from base 980 to 2641 and encodes 553 amino acids. The record is from RefSeq and is marked reviewed. Lineage: Eukaryota; Metazoa; Arthropoda; Insecta; Diptera; Drosophilidae.
GUUCAGUUUCAGUUUCGUUGUUGUUUGGUUUGGUUAGUUUUAGUUGGUUAGUUGGAAUCUCAGGACGGCGGACUACGGAGAACGGUAAAUCGCGUGCAGCGUUGUCCGGAGGAAGAGAAUUGCGCUCGCGUUUUCUUUCCACCUUUCUUCUCCACUCUACUUUUCGCUCAGUGCAAAUGCAGGUCAGCGAAAGCUUCUCGUGCGUGAGUGAUGGAGAGAGCCCAGAGAGUGGCGGUGUGAGUGAGAGCGCGUAACAAGGAUGAAUGACAGAAAAAAGAACAACAACAAGUGAGCAGGGACGCGCAAACAAUAACAACAACUGCAACAGUAGCAAAUAAAAGAGCUUUGGCGGAAAGAAUAGUGGCAGCUCUGCAUAACUGUCAAAGUGCCCGCCAACUGUAAAUGUUCGCACGGAUAUUCGUGAGUGAGAACGCAGAAAGGCACAUGUGCAUCUGAUUUCGUGAUUUGUGUUUUCACUUUUUUUUUGUGAUUCUUUUUUUUUUAGUUUGUUUUUUUUUCGCGUUUUCUGUCGACGUUGCCGUAGCCGAUGAGCCGCCGUCUAAGGCUAAAAGGUUAACUUCUAAAUAUUAAUAGUCGUUGUCGGUUUGUUGUCAACAACAAAAUUCGAGUAACGUAAAACAAAAUACAACAAAGAACAAGCACACACACGCACAAUCGCCACGCUCUAGACGUUAAGUGUCACAAAGGUUACAUUGCGUUCACACUAGUUACAUUUGAAAUGCAAACGCCGCCAGGCCAACGCAGCAUCCGCAAAAACAAACACAAAAACAUAAGCAAUAACAACAACAACAACAACGAGCAGAGCCGGAGAGUCCACAAUUGAAACACUCGAAAGAAUCUGCAGCGGAUCGGAGAAGAGGAUAGCAGCAGCAGAAAUUAGACAAUAUCACCGUCCAGCAUUGCGCCUGCUCAGCAGAAUCGGGCCAUCCAGAAGCUGCUGACACCACAGAAUUCCCAAAUGGAUACGAAGAAUCCCCCGCCGGUGACGAGCAGCUAUCACCACCAGCGGGCGCCGCGGACGCCGGAAUCGUACUUCAACGUGCCGGAGUCGGUGGCCCUGCUGAACAUCGUCAAGUCGGAGCGCAUCCAGAGCGCGUUCCAGUCGAACCGAAAGAACCAUGCCAGCGUGUGGGAGAUGGUCGCCGAGGUGCUCAACCGCUUCAGUGCGCGGAAGCGAACGGCCAAGCAGUGCUGCAAUCGGUACGAGAACCUCAAGAAGAUCUACACGCAGCUGAAAAAGAAUCCCGAGCGCCAUGUGCGCCGCAACUGGCCGUACAUGUUCCUCUUCAAGGAGAUCGAGGAGCAGCGCGGCGAGUGCUGGGGAUCGAAUGGCAAGCGUCUGGCGCUCAUAACCAAAAACCACAACGAGCUAUCCUACUACCAGCGCCGACGGCAGGCGGCCGAGCUGGGAGUGCUGCUCAACAAGGACAACCUCACCCCGCACCAGCACAGCCUACUGCAGAGCCUCAGCCAGAGCCAGAGCCAGAGCCACUCGCACGCCCACUCCACGGACUCCUCGCAGAGCGGGAGCAAGCUGGACCGCUUCCUGCCCAAUCACUUUGUGGAGGCGCAGCUCAGCGAGGUGGCCGGCCCGGUCGGUGGCUCCGCAUCCGGUGUAUCCGGCAUGUCCGCCGGCGGCUUCGACGAGAAUCCCCUCCAGAUGCAGAUGGUUCAGGCAGCUGCUGCCGCUGCCGCCGUGGCCGCCCAUAAGCGACAUGAGCUCCAGAUGGCCAGCGUUGGCGGCGUUCAAAUGACGCCCGAAGACGACGACGAGGAUGAGCCCCAGCGGCCAGCAUUUAAAAACCACCUUCACGUCCUGGGUCAUGGCCACGGCCUCGGCUUGGGCCACGCGCCAAUGGACGACUCUGGCGAAGCACCCGACUUCGAAAAGGACUGCAAUGGAGCACUCAACAUGCACCACCAGAACAACAAUCACAACGAGAACCACAUAUCAAUGAAGUCGGAGCCACUUUCGGAGGGCGAGUUCAAUCCGGACGACAUCCAGCUGAUGCAGACGAACUACAAUGGAGCGCAGAACUACUAUUCGCCGGGCAUGGAUGCGAAUAUACUGCACCCCGAUGUGAUCGUCGACACGGACAUCCUGUCCGACUGCUCCUCAUCGACAACGCUGAAGAAGAAGCGCAAGAUGUCCACCUCGACCGACGGCGACAGCACCAAUUACGAGCUGAUCGAGUAUCUGAAGCGGCGCGAGAAGCGGGACGAGGAGCUCCUCAAGCGGAUGGAUGCGCGCGAGGACCGGCUGAUGAACCUGCUGGAGCGCACGGUUGUGGCCAUUGAAACGCUGGCCGUAAAGCGGGCACUUACGUUUCCAGUUAAUCCAACCAAAGAGAACGCGCCAGCGACAGCCAGACCGUUGUCUCCGCCACCACCAGAGGCUCAGUUUGCAGCGCCGCCAGCUACGCAGGAGCAGCCCACCAGUCCGGAACGCAACGGCAUUGCGACAGGCAGGAGCGGCACCAUUCCCGUCGCGAAUCAGGAUGCCGCCAUUGAGGUGCCAGACGACGGCGAUAGCGGUGACGAUGUUCAGGUGAAGGACAAGCUGGCCAAGCUGACACCAAAGGCUGGCGGCGAUGAACGGACGGAUGGCAGGCAGACGUAGAAUAUAAUGCAUCCACUACUCGCUAGAUCUACUUAAGACUUCUACCUACAUACAUAUAUAUAUAUAUAACCCUUCCCUACCGCCACUCCUCUCACCGGAUGGCGGCAGAGGAUACAGUGCCAAAGAAGAGCCAUGUCUCGAAUUUCAGUUGAGAUUGCCAUUUUUACUUAGAGAGCCUACACAAGUGCUUAGCGGACGAAUGAAACUUAAUUGCAAUGUUGAAUAUUAAGCGCCGCAAUUUUUGUUGAAGCGAUAAUCUUAAUUCACUUAAUUAGCUUUUAGUUAGGCGGAAUCCCACCAGCGGAUGCCGAAUGAAUCUCAACAGAGCCGGAUUCACACCGCUACGAUAAUCUAGUUGGAGCUGCAACGGGGCUCAAAUGCAUUUGUGCAGUAACUAAAGCACAAACAUUUCAUUUUUUUUUUUUGUAAUCUAGAUGAAUACAUGUACCAUUUAC